AUGGCCAUCACUGAUGACAACGCCUUUGAGCUACCAAAACUACGUUCUUCAUUCAUCCUAGAAAAUGAUACAGAGUUUCUGGAAAACGAUAACGUUGCUGAGUUCUUCGAUGUCAAGUUUUGUCCCUAUCAACCUUUGGAUGCACCACCUGUCUUUGCAGCCAUCAGCAAAAAGCAUGUCGUUAUCUGCACACUCUCUCAAACAACUGACUCCAAUCCAUGCGAAGUUCUUUCUGUGAUAAGAGAUGAUGAUGACGAGGCUUCUGCUUGCUGUUGUACUUGGACAAAGGAUCCGGAAACAGGAGCGCCCUACCUUUGUAUUGGUGGAGUUGAUGCCAAAGUCAAGAUCUAUGAUGUUGUGAACGGGAAAUUGUACAGGUGCCUUACUGGUCACGGAGGUGACGUCAAUGACUUAGCGACUUCGCCUGCAAACUCUUCUAUCAUUGCCUCAGCCUCAGGUGACACAAGUAUUCGUAUCUGGAGUCUUGAUCCAGUCCAUGCCAACCGCCCAUGCUUGGUUAUCCUUGCUGGUGAAGGCCACUCAUGGGAUCUUCUCAGUGCAUUCCACGAUACAGGACGUUACCUUCUCUCAGCGGCCCACGACCAAAUUAUUAACCUGUGGACACUUCCCGACCUGCCUACCGAGGCAAUCCAAACUCCUGCUCGAGUUCACUAUCCUCACUUUUCCACAUCAGCUGUUCAUAGUGGGAUCAUAGACUGCGUGGCAUUCUACGGCGACUGCAUCCUCUCUAGAGCAUGCCACGACAACGUCAUUUCUCUAUGGAGAAUAGAAGGAUUUUCGUCCUCAAACCCGCCUCCUGCCGAGAGCGAAGCACCAACAGCUCAGACUACCGUUCCAACUAAUUACGAGGAAGCGAGUCGUCUCACGCGUUCGGCUUUUGUUCCCACAAUCUCCCCGCAGUGUCCAUCGCAGUACACCAUGUUGCUUCAGUUCUAUACCCCCAACUGUGGCCCACAGUUUUUUAUGCGGUUCAAAUUGCACUUUGUACCCGACCAACAUCCCGUUCUGGCUUUCUGUAAUGCGGCCGGAAACGUGUUUUUCUGGGACUUUGAACGUUUGGUGGCAUAUCGCGAGUUUAUGGAAGCGCUUAAAGACCCUGCCAGGGAUAAGAGCAAAACGCUCCCUCACCCCAGCUGGAUGAGACCAGUAAAGGGUCGUUCCAAGUCGGACUCCAAAGGUCGGCAUGGAGGCGGUGAAAAGGACGUUCCGAGUACUUUCCGUGCAGACGCUAUCAAAUUAAGUGAAGAGAUUAAGGACUAUAACGCAGAAACCCUCGAGACCUGGGCGUCUAGGUACAGUCAAGACGAUCCUCAUGAGCCUCUGAAGGCGCAUAAGACAGAGUCAUCAUCGGCCAACUUUGUGGGUCGACAGACAGCCUGGAGUCCUGGCGGAGAGUGCUUCUAG
Fusarium poae is the source of this 1425-nucleotide messenger RNA. RefSeq lists its product as uncharacterized. The transcript is spliced from 11 exons. Gene Ontology annotation, molecular function: protein binding; nucleosome binding. Lineage: Eukaryota; Fungi; Ascomycota; Sordariomycetes; Hypocreales; Nectriaceae. Gene Ontology annotation, biological process: negative regulation of transcription by RNA polymerase II. Gene Ontology annotation, cellular component: ESC/E(Z) complex. The record is from RefSeq and is a predicted model, not a curated record. Bases 1 to 1425 code for a protein of 474 amino acids.